UUGAAAGGCUAAAGUUGUCAGUGAUGUGAGCCAUUGCUUUUCAGUAGCUCAGCUGGACUGUUAUUUCACCAUGUUUUUCCACUGUGAACUGGUAAUACUGAUACUGGCGCUGACUCUUGGUGGUCAAGUUCAUACAGGGAAAAUAAUUGGCGGCCAUGAAGCUGUGCCACACAGCAGGCCAUACAUGGCUCUAGUGGAGCGGCACAUGCAGGAUGGCACAAAAAAACUCUGCGGUGGCUUCAUUCUGAAUGAGGAUUUCGUGAUGACUGCAGCCCACUGCCAAGGCCUGUCAUACAACGUCCUUCUAGGAGUUCACAAUAUGCGUAAUAGUGAUGAAGUCCAGAAUAUAUCUGUGGCCCAAUCAUUCCCACGCAAAGAUUUCAAUGCAACUAAUUUUAAGAAUGACAUAAUGCUUCUUAAGUUGACCUCCAAGGCAAAGUUCAACAAUGUUGCCCCCAUUGCUCUCGCCGGCCAAGGUGAUGGCUCUCUGCCAAAGUCAUGCAUGGUCUCCGGCUGGGGAGUGACAGACGAGAAGGAGACUUAUAUGUCUUUAAAACUUAUGGAAGUCGAUGUCACACUAAUUGACAAAAAGGAGUGUGCUGAGGACAACCUGUACUGCUCUGAGGGAAGGAUUGGACCCAAUAGCGGAGACUCUGGUGGUCCACUGGUCUGUGAAGAUGGAAAGGCAUACGGGGUGGUGUCCAACAUCUUCAAACCGAAAUCAGGUGGCCCGCAAAUACAUUGUUAUGCUAAGAUUCCUGACAAGAAAAGCUGGAUCGAUUUGACCAUGACAAAUGCAUGAAAAAAAGCGCUGAUAGAUGUAACAGUUAACUGAUCAAAUAACAGCAUUUGAAUUUCCUCUUUGUAUAACAUUGAAGAGCUAAUAGCUUGGAUGCAACUGAUUCCAUAGCAGUUUCAUUGUCCAACUAAAUUCUGGACUUAUUUGCUUUACACAGAUUUAAUAAAAAUGAGCUUUACUUUGAUGUUUCCAAAUGAUAAAAUAACAUUUUUGUUGGCGCACAUGCAGGUUUUUUCAAGGCUAGAUUUUUAAUAGACAAUAUUUGUUGACAAAUUAAUUAUGGCUUACAUUCAGACAUUUAAGUGCAGACUCAAUGUUGUUAUAUAAAUGUAAUUUCUGCUGAUAUUUGACAUUCUAUGUCACCCUGCUGUUAAAUACAUGAUAUACAUUUAAUACAUCACUGCUUUGUGCAUUUUCUUUUGUGUUUGAUGAAAUGUGAACACAGGAUCCUCUUAGUUUGUUGUGUACCAACUUUUGAAACAAUAAACUUUUGAAACUUGC
Plectropomus leopardus (leopard coralgrouper) is the source of this 1300-nucleotide messenger RNA. Its product is annotated as granzyme B(G,H)-like. Lineage: Eukaryota; Metazoa; Chordata; Actinopteri; Perciformes; Serranidae. Gene Ontology annotation, molecular function: serine-type endopeptidase activity. The record is from RefSeq and is a predicted model, not a curated record. Gene Ontology annotation, biological process: proteolysis.